Molecule: messenger RNA, 4008 nt
Organism: Nematolebias whitei (Rio pearlfish)
Lineage: Eukaryota; Metazoa; Chordata; Actinopteri; Cyprinodontiformes; Rivulidae
Gene: tbcd
Product: tubulin folding cofactor D
Exons: 38
Coding region: 427-4008 (1193 amino acids)
Biological process (GO): post-chaperonin tubulin folding pathway; tubulin complex assembly; adherens junction assembly
Cellular component (GO): lateral plasma membrane
Molecular function (GO): GTPase activator activity; beta-tubulin binding
Source: RefSeq, a predicted model, not a curated record
AAAUGCUUGAAAAUGAAGGAAGAAUCCGAGCCCUCUUUAUAGGGCUCUGGGAAGAAUAAGCCACAAAAAAGCAGGUUGUUGAUGUCUGGUUGAACAGAGGCAGAGCUCAUCUGAACCAUUUCGCUUCCCGUAGUGAGGCGGGGCACGCGAGUUACAGCCGCAGAGCAGAUUAGCAUCGUUAGAGCUAACAAUAACUAUUUCAUAAAGUGAAGAUCACACGAGCGCAUUUUCUAUCUUUAUAUUUACUCCAGGCUUUAUACCAAUCUUGUUUUUAUGUUUUUUUUCUUGUUCUGCCGCUUCCUAGUAGUUUGUUUGCUUAACAUAAAUGCUAAUGUUAGCUAGCUUUUAAAAAUAUUAAUGUUAGCAUCUGAUACAAAACCGGUUUCUGUGGUUUAAAGCUGUCCAGAAAAAAAAAUAUCUGUUAGAAUGGCCUCAUCGGAUAAAGACAAUGGUUGGUUUGGUGGAGAAGAAGAAGGAGAGGAAGACGCAACUGUGAAAUCGUGUUUUUUGAGUGACUUCAGUGAGAGCAGCGAAACCACAUCCCUCAUCUCCAGCCUCCCAGAUGUCCUCGAGGACCAGAGGACCACCGAGAUCACCAUUCAGAAAUUCUUAGUGAUUAUGAAUCAAUAUCAAGAGCAGCCUCAUCUGCUGGAUCCACAUCUAGAAUGGAUGAUGAACAUGUUAUUAGACUUAAUAAGGAAUGACAACUCUCCACCUUCACUGGUCCAUUUGAGCUUCAAGCUUCUCUUCAUCAUGUGCAAUGUCAGAGGCUAUAAAAUCUUCAUGCAGCUUUUGCCACACGAGGUGUCCGAUGUUCAGCCAGUUCUGGAUCUGAUGUCCAGACAGGAUCCCAAUGAUUUAAAGACUUGGCAAACACGCUACAUGUUGCUGUUGUGGCUGUCUAUGACCUGCCUCAUACCCUUUGACCUUUCUCGUUUGGACGGCCAUCUCGAGUCAAAUGGAGGUAAAACUAGAGAGCCCACCAUGUAUCAAAUUCUCAAUAUUGCAAAGUCUUAUCUACUUGUGGAUGACAGUCCCAGGACUGCUGCAUCUGUACUUGUAUCAAAGUUUAUGACACGGCCUGAUGUGAAACAGAAAUGCCUUGGAGACUUUCUGGAUUGGAGUCUCACCAUAAUAUCGCAGACCAGCGGCUCCUCAGUGAGAGACGCUAGGGUGCUGGACGGCGCUCUGCAGUCUUUGGCAAAGCUUUUUAAACAUGGGAAACGAGACGACCUAUUACGAUAUGCUCCUACAAUUCUGCAGUGUCUGGAGCAGAAACUUCUGUCAGAAAGUACUGAGGCCAAUCUGCGAAAGCUCAGCGUCAAACUCAUCCAAAGGCUCGGCCUCACCUUCCUCAAGCCACGUUUAGCUGCCUGGAGGUACCAGAGAGGCAACCGCUCCCUUGCAGCCAAUCUCUCCAUGUCCCAGCCUAUCACGGCCACUACUGCUGUCACCCGUGAGACGGAGACGCAAGAACAAGAGGAGUAUGACAUCCCAGAGGAGGUUGAGACUGUUAUUGAGCACCUGCUGAUUGGACUGAAAGAUAAGGAAACAAUUGUUCGCUGGUCUGCAGCAAAGGGUAUUGGGAGGGUGACUGGAAGGCUUCCCAAGGAGCUGGCAGAUGAGGUGGUUGGAUCAGUACUUGACUGCUUCAGCUUCCAAGAAACAGAUAACGCUUGGCAUGGAGGCUGCCUUGCCCUGGCAGAACUGGGUCGUAGAGGACUGCUGCUCCCUUCAAGAUUAAUUAAUGUUGUGCCGCUGAUUAUCAAGUCCCUGAUCUUCGAGGAAAAGCGGGGAGCGUGCAGUGUUGGUUCUAACGUGCGCGAUGCCGCCUGCUAUGUGUGCUGGUCUUUCGCCAGAGCUUAUGAACCAAAGGAACUAAACCCUUAUGUCAACCAGAUUGCCAGUGCUUUGCUGAUCGCAGCUGUGUUUGAUCGAAAUGUGAACUGCCGCAGAGCUGCCUCGGCUGCUUUCCAAGAGAAUGUCGGCAGACAGGGAACUUUCCCCCAUGGCAUUGACAUCUUAACAGCAGCAGACUACUUUGCAGUAGGAAAUCUCAAUAACUGCUAUCUGCACAUUAGUGUCUAUAUAGCUGGUUUCCCAGAGUACACCACAUCCUUGAUAGACCAUUUAAUAACCAUGAAGAUCAACCACUGGGAUAGCGUGAUCCGAGAGCUAGCCUCUAAAGCUCUCCACAACCUGACGCCUCAAGCACCCGAUUACAUGGCAUCGACAGUUUUGCCACAGCUGUUGACCAUGGCGGUGGGCCUGGACCUCCAUGGUCGUCAAGGAGCCAUCCUGGCAUGUGGAGAAAUCACACAUGCUCUGUACAAACUGGGCCUUCAGACCAACAGGACCGUGGUGGACAUCAUUUCUCCAGAAUGUGUAGAUGCAUUAAAAAACAUUCACCAUCUGCUACUUGAAAGAAAACAAUACAAGGGCUUUGGUGGAGCACUGAUGAGACCAGCAAUUUUCAGCCUCAUUGAAAAGCUGUCUCUGUCCAAAAUGCCUUUUAAGAACGACCCCAUCAUCGACGGCUGGCAGUGGGUCAUCGAUGACACCAUACAGACUCUUCAUCUCAUCUCAAGUGGCACAAAGGAUGACCUUACUGCUGCAGUGGUCUCAGCUCUCUCUGCUUUGUGUGAGGAGUACUACCAGGACCAAACGGGCCAGGUUGACUCUCAGAUGCAAGAUGCCCUGGUGUCUCGGUACAUUGAAGGACUGAGGAGUCCACAGAUUUUGACUCGAAGCGGAUCUGCUCUCGCCCUCGGCUGUCUGCCAAGACGUAUGAUCCACAGCAAACUUAAGCAGAUCUUAGACAGCCUUCAGCACAUGUGCACUGUCAGCCAAAAGGAGGGCAAUUUCACUGAGGCGAGGAGAGAUGCAGUCAAAUCCAUAGCUCAAGUGUGUAUGAAGGCAGGUGUUUGUGCUCAAGGAUCCCCCGACUCUGUGCUGUGCUCAGAGAAUAUCACUGAUGUGUACAAGGUUCUGCUCAGCAGUCUGAAUGACUACACAAUGGACAGCAGAGGGGACGUCGGAGCCUGGGUAAGAAAAGCAGCAAUGACCAGUUUAAUGGAACUAACCUUGCUAGUGGCCAGUGAAGCUCCAGAAAUCCUCUCACCAGACCUGGUGAAGCCUAUGAUGUGCUGCCUGGUCCAACAGGCAGCGGAGAAGAUUGACUGCUACAGAGCGCACGCUGGUUGCGUCUUCCUGCGCCUCCUUCACAGCACGGAGCCUGCAGUUCCUCACAUCCCCCACAGGGAGGCGCUUGUGAACAUCUUACCUGUUGAGACCAUAACUACUCUAAAUUGGAACGCUGCAUCCCAAGCUUACAAGUACAUCGCACAGCUGCUUGGACUGCCUGAGUAUCAGUACCACACCCUGCUGGGCCUCUGUGUGUCGGCAGGAGGGAUGACGGAGUCCACGGUGCAUUUUUCCUCCCAGUCGCUGUUUGACUUUUUGAAAGGGAUUCAAAACGAUAGCGUUGCUUUGACACAGUUUGGAGAUACGUUGCUGAGGCUUUUCAGAGACAAUCUCCAUAAUCAAAGGGUAUCUCUUUCCUUGCUUAGGGUGCUCAGUCAGAUGCUCUCUAACAGCUGCUUUGAGAUCUUCACCACACAAAAGGAUCAUCCGUUCUGUUUGGACCUUUUAAAUCUUUGCAAAAUGUGCAAGAAGUCCAAAGACAUUUCCAAGCUGCAUGCCUGCAUCGAUGUUUUCUGUGAGCUGAUCCAGUUCCAUGGAGACGUGAGGAAGAACGUUUUGACCCAGCUGCUGCUGCUGCUCUGCCAUCCGUUCCCUGUGAUUAGAAAAAACACAUCCAUUCAGAUGUACGAGAUGCUUCUGACCUACGAUGAUGUCAUUGAUCCAGAGGUGUUGGAUGAUGUCAUGACUUUACUCAGUGAUACUAACUGGGAGAACGACCUCGCCACAGUGCGGCCACACAGGAAUCAGCUUUGUGACUGGUUAGGAGUUCCCAGACCACAACGAGUUGCCAAGGUAACCAUUUAA